This is a messenger RNA of Talaromyces proteolyticus, 1276 nucleotides long. RefSeq lists its product as uncharacterized. NCBI's taxonomy places the organism in Eukaryota, Fungi, Ascomycota, Eurotiomycetes, Eurotiales, Trichocomaceae. The coding region runs from base 146 to 1150 and encodes 334 amino acids. The transcript has a single exon. The record is from RefSeq and is a predicted model, not a curated record.
GAGGAAUAGAAUGCAGCAACUUAGAAAUCGUAUAAAUCCCCUGUUGUUUCCUGUAUGUAGUCCUCUACUAGAUUCAUUCAUUUCACAACUUUCUCCCCUGUUCAUCCGCACACUAUAGCAGUCUUUCUACAUCUGCUGCCAUCCGAUGUCUCGAUACGCAGCAGCUCACGCUAGUCCGCAGGGUGCAGGUGACUCUCGCCCAACCGCAUUACAGAUAGUCAAAGAUGAAGGAAUGGAAGGCAAACUGAAGGGUAAGGUGAUUGUUAUCACCGGAACCUCCUCCGGCAUUGGCAUUGAGACAGCUCGCGCUCUCUCCACCACAGGAGCGACGCUGUACCUGACCGCUAGAAAUGUCAUCAAAGCCAAGGCUGCCUUGGCAGACAUUCUUGAGCCAAGCCUUACAGAAUUUAUUGAAUUGGAUCUGGAAUCCUUCGACAGCGUACGUACCGCUGCGAGGACGAUCUUAGCAAAGACCGACAAGGUCAAUAUUCUGAUAAACAACGCUGGAAUCAUGGCAGUUCCAGAUCUUCAAUUCACUAAAGAUGGCCAUGAGUUGCAGUUUGGCACCAACCACCUCUCACAUUUCCUCCUUUUCCAACUAUUGAAGCCAGCGCUACUUGCUGCCAGUACCGCUGAGUUUCAUUCUCGAGUUGUUAAUGUGUCUUCCUCGGCCCACCGUCUCAACGGUAUCAAUGAAUCAGACAAUUAUGACUUUCAAAAAGGGGGAUAUAAUGCUUGGGUGUCCUACGGGCAAUCGAAAACGGCCAACAUAUACAUGGCCAGUGAGAUCGAGCGCCGCUACGGAUCUCGUGGGCUUCAUGCAACGAGUCUCCAUCCAGGUGGAAUUGCAACUGGCCUUUCGAAGUACAUUCCUGAAGCUGAGAUCGUGGCAAUGUUAGAGAAUGAGACCCUAAUCAAAACGUUGAAGAGCCCGGAACAAGGUGCUGCAACCACGGUGUGGGCUGCAAUUGGCAAGGAAUGGGAGAACAAGGGGGGCAAGUACCUCGCUAAUUGCGCUGAGACGAAUAGUGGCAACGAUGAUGGAAAUAUAUCUGGUACAGACUAUGUCAGUCACACCUACAAUGCAGAAAGCGAGGCCAGACUUUGGGAGGACUCUUUGAAGAUUGUGGGAUUGACUGAUGAUCAGUAAUGUGCAGGCCAAUAGGAAGAGACAGUUACGGAUUUUGUCAUCUAUGUAAAUGCUAACUUAACUAGUAUAGAGGAGGAUAGUCGUAUCAGAAAUCAUAAAAAGGGGUUAAGGUUCCGCCUGCCUUCU